Messenger RNA from Camelina sativa (false flax), 369 nucleotides. The record is from RefSeq and is a predicted model, not a curated record. NCBI's taxonomy places the organism in Eukaryota, Viridiplantae, Streptophyta, Magnoliopsida, Brassicales, Brassicaceae.
AUGAAGAUCACAAAAGAUAUAGGCACUUUGUUACCUGAUUCAACUCAGUACAAGAAGUUUGUGGGAAAACUCAUGUACUUACAAAUUACAAUACCUGAUAUAUACUUUGUAGUCAACAAGCUUUGUCAGUAUUCUCAUGAUCCUAGAGAUACUCAUUUGCUUGCAGUUCACGAGGUAUUGAGGUAUUUGAAAGGCACAGUGGGUCAGGGAUUCUUUUAUCCGGCUGAUAAUAAGUUUGACUUGCGAGCAUUCUCUGAUGCAAACUGGGGUACUUGUACUGACGAUAGCAGUGAUAAUACAACAGUCUUACAUAUUGCAAAUAACUCGGUUUUCUACGAGAGAAGUAAACUUGUUGAUUUGGACUUCUAA